Nerophis lumbriciformis (worm pipefish) is the source of this 1349-nucleotide messenger RNA. RefSeq names its product nicotinamide nucleotide adenylyltransferase 3 (gene nmnat3). The record is from RefSeq and is a predicted model, not a curated record. Gene Ontology annotation, cellular component: mitochondrion. Gene Ontology annotation, biological process: NAD+ biosynthetic process. Gene Ontology annotation, molecular function: nicotinamide-nucleotide adenylyltransferase activity; nicotinate-nucleotide adenylyltransferase activity. Lineage: Eukaryota; Metazoa; Chordata; Actinopteri; Syngnathiformes; Syngnathidae.
GCCAAGAUGGACGGCUCCUGGUCUGCGGUUGUUGUGGUUGCUCUCUUCAAGUAGACGUCCUCAAAAUGAAUAUGAUGCCCGCCACUAAAGCGAUUUUGAAAAGUAAACACUGCAUUCGGGGUUCAUUUACCAUCCUGAGAGCGGCUCUCGCCAAAAUGCCUAUCCAGCGUGUGCCGCUAGUCUUGUUAGCCUGCGGCUCCUUCAAUCCCAUCACCAACCAGCAUAUGAGGCUAUUUGAGCUGGCCAGAGACCAUCUGCACAGCACAGGCCAGUACCAGGUGGUGGGUGGCAUCGUGUCUCCUGUGAGUGACAGCUACGGGAAGCAAGGCCUGGCGCUGGCAAAGCACAGGAUUGCUAUGGCGAGGAUCGCGCUGCAGAGCUCAAACUGGGUCACCGUCGACGAAUGGGAGAGCCAGCAGCCUGACUGGACUGAAACGGUGGUCACCAUGAGGUAUCAUUAUGGUCGUAUACUGAAGGAAUAUGAAGAGAGGUCACAUGACGACUCCAAUGGAAGCAGCCACCCCUCUCAAAGUUCUCCUCCUCAGCUCAAGCUGCUCUGUGGAGCGGAUUUCCUGGACACCUUCAACAAACCAGGCCUGUGGCAGGACGAGCACAUGGAGGAAGUGGUCGGGCGCUUCGGUCUGGUGUGCGUCAGCCGCGGGGGUCUGCAGCCCGAGCAGGUGGUGCACGAAUCGGACACACUCUGGCGCCACAGACGGAACAUCUUCCAGGUGAAAGAGUGGGUGAGGAAUGAGACCAGCGCUACAGAGGUCAGACGGGCUCUCCGCCGGGGAACCAGCGUCAAAUACCUCAUCCCAGACUCUGUGAUAGAAUACAUCCAGCAGAACGACCUCUACACCGAGGACAGCGAGAGGAGAAAUGAGGGCAUGGCUUUGAGGCCGCUCGCCAGGGAGGCACAUCAACCAGCGGAGAGUCUGGACGACUGACACGGAUCGAUGCUUGUCUUCAAAGACGAGGGAUUGAGUUCCACCAGCUGAUGAUGCACCAGCUCUACAUGCUCACAGAGGCCUCGCUGGGCAUUAGGAGUCCAGCACUUGAGCCUCGAUCACUGUGGACAUUCUGCAAGGAGGAACGCUUCUGAGCAGGCUCCUCAGGUAGGAGAGCGUCUGCGUGACUGAAAUGAGUGCAACGGCCCUGAGUUCCCCCCUUGAAGUAAGAAUUCAAUCACACAUCGAUGCUUCUCCUUUAGUCGGGGAGAUUUACUUUACUCUCUACUUGCACAAAAGCUGCCAACAAAACCGAUCCUGUCCGUCUUCCUCUGGACUUAUCUUUAUCUCCUAAAUGUUGCCUUUUUUUGCGUGGGGGAAGUUAUAAAUGAUGUAUUGAAA